This is a messenger RNA of Ophidiomyces ophidiicola, 1011 nucleotides long. RefSeq names its product mother-specific HO expression (gene SHE3). NCBI's taxonomy places the organism in Eukaryota, Fungi, Ascomycota, Eurotiomycetes, Onygenales, Onygenaceae. The record is from RefSeq and is a predicted model, not a curated record. The coding region runs from base 1 to 1011 and encodes 336 amino acids. The transcript is spliced from 3 exons.
AUGGACCAUAUUAGAGUGGUCAGAGAGGCUUUGAGCACUCGAAGAGCGUCUCCUGACUCUGGACUGCUCGCUGCUACUCCCAUAACAGAAUCCCCGCCCCCGCAAGUCUCUCUCACGAAUGUUGAACCACGUCUGAAUAUGCACCAGUAUAAUGGUUUUUUUGACUCGGCAACGUCUACCCCUGAAAAAGAGGCUAGUAUUGUUGCUGAAGAUGUUGUAUCUCAGUCGCCGCCUACAGUAACGAAUGAAUGGUCCUCAGCUGUGGGACAUGCUAUGACUGGUAAAUCUGGCAGAGUCAUUCAUAACCUUCAAGAGGAUAUUGCGCGUUUAACACGCGAAUGCACCCUUCACCGGUCACGCGCAGAAGAGGCACAGCGAAUGAAUGAGGCACUGAAACAACAAUUACAAACUGUAAUGGAUCGACUGAGACACUCAGAGCAAGCAUAUGAUAUGAAUCUUGCUGCUGUUGAUCGGAAAGAUAGAAAAAUUGAAGAACUAAAGGCUGAAAUGCUGAAUGAAAAACAAAGGCGGAUACAUGCGGAAGCUGAUGCACAAAGAACUACUCAGCUGGCUAUAGAAGAACGCAAUGCAUAUCACCGCUCUCUUUCUGAGGCACAAGAUACUGCACAGCAAGCACACUCUCAGUAUGAGACAUUGUCUCAAGCUCGCCUGAGAGAUCGACGAGAAUACCAAUUCCGAUUUAAUACCAUCCGCCGGGAGCUGGGAGAGCUGUGUGCCAGGGAGAAAGAGAGACAGAACCAACUCAAUCGAUUCGAUGUCAUUAUGGAGCAAAAAAAUCGUGAAAUCGCGACCGGUCGCGAUCGUAUGGAACGAUUUAGCCGUUUAUUUGAAGAGUACAAAGCAGACCGAGAACAUGCCUUUGAAAAGCUUGUUGAGACAGGCAACCGUAAUGAUAGGGCUAUUUGUGAUGCCAUUUCAGAAACAAAGGAUGUGACGGACAAGAUGAAAUGGACCAUGAACGUACAGAAGGAAUUCAAAGGGGCAGAAUGA